CGCCCCUAGCUCAGCCAUCUCCAUGGUGACCGCUAACGGUUAUCCGUUUGGCCGCGCAGGCAGGAGUUGCGUCAUUGCCCAUGCGCCGGAAGCGCUGGUCCUUGCCCGGCGCGACCUGAUGAUGCCGAGCCUAGGCCGGUUCCGGCCAAGUUAGACUGUCGGAGCUGGUCUCGGGCUGCCGGGGCGUCACCCCGUCGGCGACCCCCGCUGACCAUGGCAGUGUUUCAUGACGAGGUGGAAAUCGAGGACUUCCAAUAUGACGAGGACUCGGAGACGUAUUUCUAUCCCUGCCCAUGUGGAGAUAACUUCUCCAUCACCAAGGAAGAUUUGGAGAAUGGGGAAGACGUUGCAACGUGUCCUAGCUGCUCUCUCAUUAUAAAAGUGAUUUAUGACAAAGAUCAGUUUGUGUGUGGAGAAACAGUCCCAGCCCCUUCAGCCAACAAAGAAUUAGUUAAAUGCUGAAGAAGCCUUCAGGAAUCCAAAUCCUGAACAGUUGGAAAUGAGCCCAGAUAGAAAUAUCAAAUGCAGAGCUACUGGCUUCACUGAGACAACCAUUUGUGAUUUGCUGUUCUGUGAGAGUGUGGAUUCUUUCCAUCAACUGCUGAUCUCAUCUUCAGGAAGCAAGUCCAUAACAUGACAUAUCUGGAUUUUGUGCUAAGAACCUUAAAUUGGAAGCAUUCUUAAUUAUCCAUCUAAAUUUAAAAGAAGAUAAUUUCAAAACAGUGCUUUCUUUCCCUUGGUUUCAUCAUUUUCAUAUUUUAAACCAAAUUCCUUCAGUAUCUGAUAACAGCAUCAUCUACCUCAGUCAUUAGGAUUUCUUAAUAAAAAAGAGAUUGUAUUUUUGACUUGGUUAUUAAGAUAAUUAAAAUUAGCCCUUCAUUUGAAAUUUGACAUCAGCUUUGCUGUUCUAAAUUUAAAAUUAGUUGCUUCAUCAGUACCACACUUCCAGUUUCUAUACCAAGCCAGUCUCCUCAGUUUUCCCAUUAGGAUGGACAUGUUCUGUUCAGCAUGUCAUUUCUAUAAUGCUUCAUGCAGAGAAUUCGGUCAUAGUAUUAAAGAGAAGAUACAGUGAGGUCACAAUGUCUCCAGAGCUAAAAGUUAGUGAACAAGAAAGUAAGUCUAAAUUGAUGAAAGAAUGAGGAGUUUUCUUAUCUUCUGCAUAUUCCUUGGAAGUCAGGACAGGAUGAAAAACAUCCAAAAGAAGUGAAAUUGGUGACAGAAUGAGAGGAGCAGAGCAUUCCAGUGUAGUAAAUGAAAUGUUUGAAUGACUUUGCCAGAUCAGAGCAAGUAAUAUUUCUGUAUCUGAAUUUUUGUUUUUUGAUAAGGCGAAUGCAAUUGCAUUCCAGAUAGGGGUUAAUGUCAGAUUUCCGUGGCUGGAAGCUGUGCUUUUGGCAUAUCACAGUGUUGUGUCAGUACUACAAGGUAAAGCAUCUACAACAGAGAAUGAGCUUGAAAAUGAAGGAUCUAUUGUGAAUAAAUAUGCCCAUGAGAGCAUAUUUAAUAAGCCUCUAUAACAUGCAGCCAAACCAGACAUUCACUCCUGCAGAGAAAUGUUGCCCUGAAGAAAAAGAAAUAUAUAGAUAGGCUAUCAUUCUUCCUUUGCUGCAGUACUAAGAAUAGCAAGAAAUUAGAAUCAUUUACAUUGGAAAUUUGAAAAUUCCCUUUAUAUACACAACUUUACUGUGUAUAAAUAAAAAAUGUUAAUGCACUGAUGUCUGUCAGGUUGUUUUAGGAAUGGCUCCUGCAAUUAGAAAAAUAGCUUGCUAGAAUGUAAAUGUUGUGUUACUUAUUGGUAAGUGUACUGUACACAUUCAUUGGAGGUUAAAACAAGUGAGUAGCCAUUUUUACCUGCCAGCAGCAUGGCUCUGUGCAGCCACUAGGCUGAGACAAUAAAUUACCAAAAAUUGUAUGCUGAAAGUGCUCGGUACAUUAUGUGGCAUAUUCUGGAUGUGAUGAGAAAUCUCAUUGCUGUUUGGGACACUGACAUCCCAGAAGCAAUCCACAACUGCUUUGCAAAAGCAAAGUGACUGCUCAGAUGAACAGAGCAGAGUACUCACUUACUAUGGUGGGAUCAGCUGCAAAGCAAAAUGAACUGUCCCACAGUCAUGUUGAUGGUUUUCUAGAUAUUGCCAACAUGUUAGCUCUUUCUGAUGCUGAUGAAUUUCAAACAUGAACAGACACCCUUGAUGUGGGUUUGUUAAGAACAUAGAAGAACAGGAAAAGUUGCCAGGUUCACACAUCCCAGGAAAAAAGCAUGAAAAGCAUUAGCAAUCAGUGACUGAUGAUAAUGCUGCAGUAAUGGGAAUGGUUUUAUUUCUAAAUGAGAUUAUUUCUAAAUAAAAUCAUUUAUUGGUUUGUUUCUAAAGCAAUUGAGUCACUAAGUUUGUGAACUAUAAAGGAACACAUCAAGAUUGAAUCCUGUGUUAAGCAGAAAGUAAAACCAGAGCCAGGCACAGUGGCUCGUGCCUGUAAUCCCAGCUAUUCAGGAAGCUGAGACAGGAGGAUCGUGUGAGGCCAAGAGUUCAGGACUAGCCUGGGCAACAUAGAGAGACCCUGCCUCUAAAAAAUUUUCUUUUAAUUAGCAAGGUAUGGGGCCAUGAGCAAAUUGCUUGGGCCCAGGAGUUUGAGGCUGUGGUGAGUUGUGAUCACACCACUGCGUUCCAGCCUAUCUGACAGGGCAAGACCUCCUCUCUAAAAAAUAAAGAGAAAGCAGAGUAAAACUGGACUGUGAGAUAUGACUAAAGUUCUGUGUGAUACGUGUGCCUUAUUUAGCUCAAGACAUUUCUAGAGCACAUAUAAAAACUGACUUGUCAUCCAGGCUGUGUCUCUUUUUAGCUUUGUAAUCUUUGGCAAGGCCAUUGGAUUCUUCAGCUGUACAAUUAGGAGACUUGAUCAGGUGAUUUCCUUUCUCAGCUGUCAGUUCUUUAAUUUCAGGCUUGGUAGCUUGUGGGAACUGAAAAGGCAAUUAAAACCUUUAUAAACGCAAACUAAAUCAUGAAUUACAGAAAAAGUCCAUUGUUCCAUAACUUGGCGUUACCACACUUAUGAGUUUAAAAAUUACGAAGUCGACUGUUGAAAGGAUUCUGCGUAUAUUCUAUUGUGCACAUUCAGAAACAUUUUUCUUGGAAAAAGCACCCAACAUUUUUUAUAACUGCACAUAUUAAUUUAUUGCCAGAAUAAAUUGCAUUGCAUGCUAAAUAAAGUCAGAUAAUUCAAAUCCA
Cercocebus atys (sooty mangabey) is the source of this 3221-nucleotide messenger RNA. It is a transcript of the gene DPH3, whose product is annotated as diphthamide biosynthesis 3. Bases 214 to 462 code for a protein of 82 amino acids. The record is from RefSeq and is a predicted model, not a curated record. The transcript is spliced from 3 exons. NCBI's taxonomy places the organism in Eukaryota, Metazoa, Chordata, Mammalia, Primates, Cercopithecidae. Gene Ontology annotation, biological process: protein histidyl modification to diphthamide. Gene Ontology annotation, molecular function: metal ion binding.